AUGGCAAUGUUUUCCUGUUGGCCAGCCUACAAACACAAAGACAAAACAAAGAAAGAACCACAACUAGAUGAGUUUUUAGUUGAUAUAAGGAUGGCGGGGUUGCAAUUGCAAGACCUGCAGUUUGAGAGAUCGAGGUCAUGUUCGAUGGGGCAGGAGCUGGACUCCAACGUGCAGAUGAAUCUCUUCAACCUCAGCAUCCCCUCACCUGCAACCUCACCACCACCACCACCACCACCAUCGUCGUCACCAUCAUUGCUCUCAUCCUCCUCCUCCCUACCAACGACAUCAGUGUACACUCAGUUCUCACCAGCGACCAGGGAUAAAGCGACAUGUAAUCGUUUCAGCUUGAAUAAUCCUGCCAAUGUUGAAAGUAAUCGCAGCAACAAUGUGGUCGGUAGUAGCUGCAACAAUGUGGUUGGUAGUAGCUGCAACAUUGAUGCCUGUAGUAGCAGCAACAAUGUUGAGAACAAUAACGUUUGUGAAAGUGAUUCAGCAAGCGUCGACAUAUCGCAGUGGACCAGCAAAAAACCGCCCAUCGGGUCAAAAUCAAAACAGUCCAAAAAUGUUUACGGUGACGACAUUGACACGAGCAGCAGCCACAAUAACAACGACAGCAAUAGUUUUCGCAGACUUGCUCACAACUCGCUGCGAAAAAGUAGCACACCGGCCGCAUUAUCAAUCUUCCCAACAAAUCAUGAGAACACUCGCUCUACAGGAGGCAGUAAUGGCAAUGCCGACAACGUGAAGACAAGCAAAAAGUUAACGAAAUGGAGUUUUUUCAACCGAAAACUUUCUGCAUCACCUCCCCCGCUAAAGACAUCAUCCCGUUCCAGAUCGGUGUCAAACGUCUUAGCAGGUAUGGGGCCAGCAUCGAACGCCACACGCCAGCACAACCUUUUCGGGUCGGUCCCACCAACUCCAUCUCACAGAGAAUCUCCACUUUUCAAGUUUUCAAGCCCCAUCUGUUCCAACAACAACACAGCUGAUAGGGUUCGAAGUAUCAAAUCAGCCACACUCCCGCAUGCAACUCUUGCAGGUUAUGGCACUGACGAUAGCAAAUACAGAGAAAGGGGCGAAAAAAAUGUUGUCAACGCGGCUGCAACUUCAAGUAUUUUUUCGAUGCUAUGGAGCGGUAAGAAUAAGAAGAAAGUUGCAGAGAAGCACCAACUGGAGCAACUGAAGUCUUCAUUUUUUUUAUCCCUCCCUCGACCUCCUCUCGUCCUUCUUCCUUCCCCUUCCCUUGAAACGCAGGAUUGGCUGGCUCAGUCAACUGUCAACAGUUUCAAAACUUCACCCGGAGUCGGCUGUCCGUGCAGCUCUUGCAAGAUGGCGGCCAAAUUCAAUUUCAAAUCCAAACUGGAGAUGACUAAUUAUCAAUUUCCCGUAAGAAGGGAUCGCUUAGAGAUGGAAGACAAGGUUGGCUACUACAACUCGAGACCAAUCUGGGGAACUGUGGAUGUUGGAGACAUGAACGAUGGUGACGACGAAAAUGAAGAUGACGUCAUCGACGUUAACGGCAUUGUUCUCUACUCUAAAUGUUCCAAAUCAAUGAAUAAACUAUCGACUAAACAUAACAUCAAAAGUAAAAAACAAAGAGCAAAUAAAAGUGUCCAGUGCACUUUCAACCACAAAAUCAGCAGCAGCAGCAGCAGCAACGUCACAAGCGACAGCGUCAAUAACAACUAUCCUCACAGCAUGUAUACAAACUUGAACGCGGUGAAAAAUGCAAAUAAAAAACUUUUGGCAAUGUACGUACCGUAUUUGGGCGGUUCAAAAAGUUUCAGUGAUGCAGAAGAAAUAGAAAAAUCGUCAUUAAAAUACGGCGAUUCAGCUGAAUUCUACAGCCAACCGAGGAGAAAAUGUGAGUCGCUUGAAAGUUCCAGCGAUUAUAGAAAUGUGGCUAUUCAUGGGGAUGAUAAUAACGAUGACGAAGAAGAUGACGUGAUUAAAAUGUUUAUGAACAUGAAUUACGACAGACCAUCAAACAUUAGUAAGAACUUGAAUGUAAUGGACAAUAUGAACAACACCAUAAGUUGUCCGUGUUGCGGAAACACAUUCACUUUUUAUAAAUACCCCAAAACAACCGACAUUGCAAGAAUAGGACAAGAACGGCACCAACACCACCUCCAGCACAAUCCACUUUCCUACGCCCACAACAACAACAGCCACAACAACAACAGUCCCAUCAACAACAACAAUAGCCACAUCAACAACAACAACAGCCACAUCAACAAAAACAUUCAAAACAUCAACAACAACAACAGCCACAUUAACAACAACAACAGCCACAUCAACAACAACAACAGCUACAUCAACAACAACAACAACAGCCUUAUCAACAACAACAACAACAGCCUUAUCAACAACAACAACAACAACAGCCUUAUCAACAACAACACCAGCCGCAUCAACAACAACAAUCCUUUGGUACCUGGGAUCGACCUAUUGUACAUGGUGCCUCCCCCUCAACUCUCCAACAACCAGGCUUACGAGAAUGCAAACUACCUGCUUUGGAGAGCUCAAAAACUGGAAGAUAAUUUCUACUACAAUGGCAACAGAAAUUAUGGAAGCAGUGGUUACAUCCAAUACAACACUACAAGCCAACAGAGCAACAACACCGAACCUUCAGAAAAUGGUGAUUAUUCAAACGAGAUGAAAUAUGGAAAUUCUAGCAACAGAUUUGACUUGGAUAUAACAAAAUAUGAAAUAAAAUUUGAUGAUAACAACAACAUCAUUCCCACCCCUAACAACAACAUGAGUGUUGGCUCAUACAUCGAUAAAUACGAAGCCGCAAGUAAGAAUAACUCAAACAACUCCAAUCAAAACAUCAGCAACCAGCAACACAACAAAAUCUAUAUACGACCUCGUCCAAUGGCGUCGGCAGACAAAUUCCCUUACGUCUGGUCAUCCGUGCCAGCUCACAACAACUUUAAAAACAACAACAACAACAUUAGAACUAACAAUAUCGACUUCAAAAAUAGCAUCAACAACAAUUCAAACAGCAGCAUCAAUCAGUCGUUUCUUAGGAGAGAGGUCAAGACAUUGAACAACAUAAACGCCAGCAACAACAACUUUAAUAGGUACAGCAGCAACAACUCACACCACCACAGCUGGCGUGCAACGACGACACCAGCAUCAGCCGGACGCCUCCCAACACUCAACGAAAAUGUUUCAACGUGUCUCAGAGUUGUUGAUAUUUAG
Molecule: messenger RNA, 3201 nt
Organism: Helobdella robusta
Lineage: Eukaryota; Metazoa; Annelida; Clitellata; Rhynchobdellida; Glossiphoniidae
Exons: 6
Coding region: 1-3201 (1066 amino acids)
Source: RefSeq, a predicted model, not a curated record